Molecule: messenger RNA, 1104 nt
Organism: Haliotis rufescens (red abalone)
Lineage: Eukaryota; Metazoa; Mollusca; Gastropoda; Lepetellida; Haliotidae
Product: RNA-binding protein 8A-like
Exons: 6
Coding region: 95-595 (166 amino acids)
Biological process (GO): RNA splicing
Cellular component (GO): cytoplasm; nucleus; exon-exon junction complex
Molecular function (GO): mRNA binding
Source: RefSeq, a predicted model, not a curated record
CGGAACCCUUCUUGCAAGCACAUUUGUUCAUACGACGAACCAAGGCCUUACGGAAUAACCCGACAUUUGCCUACUGAUUCAAACACAUGUAAAGAUGGCGGACGUUUUGCUUGUAAAGGAAGAUGGUGAUGAAUUCGAGGUCGACGAGGAGGGAGAUCAGGGUUUGCUGAAGCUGAAAGAAAAGGCAAAGAAGAGAAAAGGACGAGGAUUCGGUUCAGAUGGCCCAACACGGAGUGGCGUCGAGUCGUUUGAGGCGAUGGAAGUGGAUGAGACUGAUGGACCAGGACCUCAGAGAUCGGUGGAGGGCUGGAUUCUGUUUGUGACGGGGGUGCAUGAAGAGGCCCAGGAGGAUGACAUCUAUGACAAGUUCGCUGAAUAUGGAGAAAUCAAGAAUCUUCACCUCAACUUAGAUCGAAGAACAGGAUUUCUUAAAGGCUAUGCGCUGGUGGAGUACGAGACAUUUAAGGAGGCAGAGAAAGCAAUGGAAGCACUGAAUGGUACCGAGAUCCUGGGGCAGUCUAUCAGCGUUGACUGGUGUUUCGUCAGGGGCCCAAGAAAGAACAAAGGCAGAAAAGAUGACCGGAGACGACGCUGACAUGUCCUGCAUUCAUCAUAAUUAUCAUUAUUGCCGUACCUUGUACAGAAAGCUGUGUAUAUUGUUUGUAAAACCCAUCUCAUGGCUGAAAGUCAAAUGAACUUGCAACAAACAUUUAGUAUGUCUUUGAAUAUCAGCAUUACGAGGCAUGACUGUAUUUGGACUCAAGAUGGAAAAGUUAAUUGCAGAAACAGUUAUUGUGAAUGAUAGUGUAGAAUCCUACAAAACCUCUUGCCUACUAGCCAGAUUUAUUUACUCGUUUAUGAGAUCCCAUCAUUUUCAUUAUUAUUUCUCUCUUCUGGCUUAAGUCACAGAUGUAUCACACAGAUGCUGCAUCAGUAGGCUGUAGAGUGUAAGAUAUUGUUGUAAGUCUGUCUCGUACACAUACAUUCAGUAGGAUGGGCUGCUGAUGCUUUACUCAUUGUAUGUCAUCAUUUCAUGUACUUUAUGUGUAGUACUGCCAUGGUUUUAUGUUCAUUUUACCAUUAUAAUAAAUAGUGAUAAACAUG